This is a messenger RNA of Camellia sinensis, 955 nucleotides long. The record is from RefSeq and is a predicted model, not a curated record. NCBI's taxonomy places the organism in Eukaryota, Viridiplantae, Streptophyta, Magnoliopsida, Ericales, Theaceae.
CUCGAAGAAUUAUCCAAUUCAGCACUAGUGGGUUUUGGGAAAACAAUAUACGAAAUUUCUUCACCAGCUCUGUAGACUUUAUACAUAUCUUUAUCUUUACUUACGAGGCAAUAUCGAAACUCUGAGACUGUGGUCAUGGUCGAUGCACCAAUUCUUGAAUGCCUUCAUGUUGAAGAUAAUUGCUUGGUUCUUUAUUGUUUGAAGAGCCUAUCCUCAUUAGUUAAAGCAAGUGUUUGUGUUGAAGCCCCCUAUCCAUAUGCUUUUUCAGCCAUUACACAGGUUAACCAAUUAUUUGGGCUUUUGAAAGCAUUUUCUAAUGUUAAGCAUCUACAUCUAAAGGCUAGCACUAUGGCAGCUCUCGGCUUUGCUAAUGACAAAAAUUGGCCUGCGUUUCCUAAUUUGACCCAAUUGGAAUUGGGUGUUUGCCACAAUUUUUGCUGCAAGAGUUUGUUUGACUUGCUCAAUGGUGCACGUAAUCUGUGCACUACGGUAUUUGCGAAGGUACCACUUCAUGAUGGUUUUGCAUAUUCAGAGCAAUUCAAUUGGUUUGAACCACAAGGGGUGCCAAGUUGUUUGAGGUCUUCCCUUAAAGAAAUUAAAAUCUCUGGCAUUGAUGCGUCCCAAGAUGAACUUAAUUUGAUAAAGUAUCUAUUGAAAAAUGCGAAGGUCUUGACAAAGAUGACAAUUAGGAAUGUAAUUUCAAGAAUGGAAGAAGAGAAUGAGUUUCUUAAGAACUUGUCAUGGCUCAUAGAUGUUCAAAUACCUGUCAAAUUGAACUUGUUUGAGAAUUCAUUGAUCAAGGUUUCAGGUGGCAUUUCUUCUGGAGGUAUGUGCACUUAUUUUGUUGAAAGUGAUUGAGUAGGUUGACCCACAUUUGGCCCAUGGAGAUAGUUGUUAGAUUUUGGUUCCAAAACCUAUGCUUUGAAUUCCAGUUCACUACUCAGACUGCAUUAGA